UGUAACAAUGGCUUCUUUCUGCGCACGUUUUUGUGUCUGUUUUGUGCUGCAGCUCGGUGUUUACGUUGCACCCGUUAACGCAUAUGCUGUCAAGCAUAGACCUAAGAGACAAUACGUGUGCAACGGAUCUUUGCAAACUAUUAAUGGGGAAUGGAGUAAAUGCAUUUGCAGAGUACAGUUUCGUACAGUGACGACAAUCUGCUGCACCUCUAAUGGAUGUGUUAUUGUGAGAUCACGCUCAGGAAGGAGAUCCUGUCCUGUGAGAUGCCUGAGCCAUCAGCGACAGCCUGUGCCCCAGUCUGUAAGGGUUGCAGGGUCAUCCUAUCAAGUGCAAUGCGGUUGUCCUGCUGGCUACAGUUAUAAUCGUCAAACAGGGUGUUGCCAAGGGGCGUGUCAAGGCUGCAGGUCUUACCAGAUUUGUAUCACUAGGAGGGGUGUUCAAAAUAUCGCUUACUGUGAAGACACCUGCAAUGGGUAUUCAUGUGGAUCAGGGCAAGAGUGCUAUCUCACAACCAGUCAAUGUCAACUGGUUGGUGGAGUUCAAAUAUGUCCUCGUGUGGCCAGAUGUCGAGAUGCAAAUCCUUGUUAUCUACUUCAGUGUAAGUCUUAUCAACGCUGUAGGGUUAUUGGCAACAUUCGAUUCUGUGAAGACUCGUGUGAAGGGUAUACUAGAUGUCAAAACUAUGAGCAGUGCUAUUUACGUCAGGUACGAUACUGUUCUGCAUCCAACUGUGUAUUUGGUGAUGGAGCUGCAUGCAGACUUCGAGCUACUAAACCUGGCAAAUGUCCUGUGAUUCAAGCUACUCGUUGCUAUAUGCUCGUUUCUCAGUGCUUUCGAGAUGAUCAAUGUCCAAGGUCAAGCAAGUGCUGUCAUGAUGGAUGUAGAUUUCAAUGUAUUCCUGUUUACAAUUCAAAUGACCCCUGUUCAUCAGUGGUGUGUUUGAGUCACCAAGUGUGCAACGUUUCUAAGGAAAUUGCUUAUUGCCUUGACACAUGUAGAAACAAUGGACCAUGUGACAGCUUGCAGGUGUGUCGUCUGGUUGAUCAAGACUGUAGUGGUGCAUUACCAUGUCCAAAGAGAGCACGAUGUGAAAAACCGGCAUGUGUGGGUGACACGCACACAUAUAGAACCAACAGACCAUCUUUCUCUAUUUCCUAUCCUGGACAUAUAACCAGCACAACUUGUGGACGAUUUAACGGUUCUGUGGUCAUCAUAGCAACAAACGGUCAAUGUAUUAAUGUGACAGCAGAUGUCAGAUAUCCAAACCCUAAGGCAGGAGAGACUAUAAAAGUUUAUGAUGGACAAGCACCAAGCAAGCGUUUACGUUUUCAAGGACAAAGUCUUCGAAAUGUAUAUUUUGUAUCAUCAGGUCCAACUAUGACAAUUGUUUUUACAACUCCAGACAUUAGUGCGUCAAUUGGGAUAUAUUUAUUCUUUCGACUGCAAAGUACAUGUCACAUUGCAUAUACUGUCGAGAGAUUUGAAGUGGUUACAACUCCGAAUCCAAUAAUAACAACUGAAUCUAUUACAACUCCAGCAACAACAACUGAGUCUGUUAGUACUACACGAAUUGUUACAACUCCAGCAACACUAACUGAGUCUGUUAGUACUACACGAAUUGUUACAACUCCAGCAACAACUGAGUCUGUUAGUACUACACGAAUCGUUACAGCUCCAAUAACAACAACUGACUCUUUUGCCACUACGCAAAUUGUUACAACUCCAAUAAUAACAACUGACUCUUUUGCCAGUACGCGAAUUGUUAAAUCUCAAACAGUUGUAUCAACAUCUGAGCCAGCUUCUACAAACAAGUGUCCUCAUGAUUGCCCAACUCCUGGGAUUGGAUGUACACUGAUAAAGACAAAUGAUGAUGAUGAUUGUUGUGGCGAAGAAAGAUGUUUUUUAUAAAUCUGAUCAAUCCACGAUCGACCGAGAUGCAUUGGCUGUUUGUGAGACGUACUGCUUUGUGUUUCUAUAAACUUCUUGAUUGUCCAGAACAAGCAUGUCAACAUGCUAACAGCACAAGCGAUAAAUGCUGUUUUU
Messenger RNA from Corticium candelabrum, 2044 nucleotides. RefSeq lists its product as uncharacterized. The record is from RefSeq and is a predicted model, not a curated record. Gene Ontology annotation, cellular component: extracellular region. Gene Ontology annotation, molecular function: peptidase inhibitor activity. Lineage: Eukaryota; Metazoa; Porifera; Homoscleromorpha; Homosclerophorida; Plakinidae. The transcript has 11 exons. The coding region runs from base 8 to 1909 and encodes 633 amino acids.